AUGAGUAACACUGAGAACAUGGCGCAUGCUACCACAGACGUGUCACUUGUCGAAGGGCAAGGGAAGAAAACAACUAUGGAAGACCCCAAUCCGCCUUCAAUGUUUCAAGCUUCAGAUGUCAAGGAUUACGACUUGAGUGAGGCCGAGCAACAAAUCACGGCUGCGGGCGAAGCUAAAUAUAGUCGCCUGUCUUGGAAGCAGCUCACUUUGAUGCUUAUUGUCGAUGCUAUUGCAUUGGGUGCUCUUUCUAUCCCACAGGCCUUCGCGACGCUAGGCAUGAUUGCCGGCGUUGUCUGCUGCGUCGGUAUUGGGCUGAUAGCUGUCUAUACGUCGUGGAUCAUUGGCAAGGUCAAGCUGGCCUUCCCUGCUGUGCAACAUUACGGAGAUGUCGGCGGCUUGCUGCUGGGCCGAGUCGGUUAUGAAGUCUUUUCUGCGGUGUUCGUGAUUCAGCUCAUCUUCGUCGUCGGCUCGCACUGUCUCACCGGCACGAUUGCUUUUGCUACUAUUACAGAGAGCACUAUCUGUUCUCUCGUGUUUGGUAUCGUUUCUGCAAUCAUUCUGUUUCUUCUCUCAAUUCCUUCCUCUUUUGCCGAUAUCACAAUCCUCGGUUAUAUUGACUUUGCCUCCAUUCUUAUCGCUAUCGGCAUCACGAUUAUCGCGACAGGUAUUCAAGGAAGCAAUUCACCGGGAGGCCUUGCCGCGGUAGCUUGGUCCGCCUACCCAAAGGAGAAUGUGACGUUCACUGAAGCCUAUGUCGCUAUCGGAGAUAUCGUCUUCGCAUAUUCAUUUGCCACAUGUCAAUUCUCUUUCAUGGAAGAGAUGCACACACCCACGGAUUUCACCAAGUCUAUCUGGGUCUUGGGUUUGAUUGAAAUCAUCAUUUACACCGUGACUGGAGCGACUAUCUACGCAUUUGUUGGAUCUGAUGUUCAGUCUCCAGCCCUUCUUUCGGCUGGUACUACUAUUAGCCGAAUUGCUUUCGGCGUGGCUUUGCCGGUCAUAUUCAUCUCAGGCUCAAUCAAUGCGAUCGUUGUCGGACGAUUGGUUCACGCCCGAGUUUACAAGAAUAGCGUUAUUCGGUAUAUCAACACACCCAAGGGUUGGAUGACGUGGAUUCUCUUCGUUGCCGUCAUCACUAUCGUCGCCUGGAUUAUCGCCGAGGCUAUCCCUUUCUUCACUGAUUUGCUCUCCAUUAUCUCGGCGCUGUUCACUUCCGGCUUCUCCUUCUAUCUACCACCAAUUAUGUGGUUGAUACUCCUUCGCAAGGGCAAGUGUUUCUCAAAGGAAAACCUGCCUUUUGCUAUUAUCAAUUUCUUGGUCUUUCUCAUGGGGCUGGCAGUGCUGGUCUGUGGGCUGUACUCGAGCAUUGACGAUAUUCGAAACUCGUACCACACAGGGAGUGUUCGGAGUCCUUUCAGCUGUUCUCAGACGUGA
Molecule: messenger RNA, 1434 nt
Organism: Penicillium cataractarum
Lineage: Eukaryota; Fungi; Ascomycota; Eurotiomycetes; Eurotiales; Aspergillaceae
Product: N amino acid transport system protein
Exons: 2
Coding region: 1-1434 (477 amino acids)
Biological process (GO): amino acid transmembrane transport
Cellular component (GO): vacuolar membrane
Molecular function (GO): amino acid transmembrane transporter activity
Source: RefSeq, a predicted model, not a curated record